Sitophilus oryzae (rice weevil) is the source of this 5674-nucleotide messenger RNA. RefSeq names its product coiled-coil domain-containing protein CG32809. Lineage: Eukaryota; Metazoa; Arthropoda; Insecta; Coleoptera; Curculionidae. Bases 457 to 4173 code for a protein of 1238 amino acids. Gene Ontology annotation, cellular component: cytoplasm. The transcript is spliced from 21 exons. The record is from RefSeq and is a predicted model, not a curated record.
GCGUGUGCCAGCCUGAAUCGGGAUACGUAUCUGCCGCGGUAGCACCAAGUGCUACGUGUUGUUUUCCAAGGAUAUUCGAGACAGAUGCUUAUUCUGUUGUAUUUUGCCUUUAUCGACCGUAGCUUUUGUACAUAUAUAGCGCGUAAAGUAUUUUAGAGGACCUGUAUCCAAAUUUCCAGAGUAGUUUUAGAGACAGACCCACACACCAUUAACCUUAAUCUUGUAACGUUUCUGUGUUUUUGUUUGUUGCCCGUCUUCCCCCAAAAUGAGCCCAGUAAACUACCUGAAAUAAUAAACACUAAACCCUAAUAACAAACCUACUAACUUAAAAACCUUUAAAAUCUAAACUAACUAAACCAACCAUGAUCUCGUUGAGAAACUUAAACCGACCUAUAAAAGAGCUCCACUAAAUCGGCACUAAAAACUCAAUAAAAGCCAAACUUCCACCCGAGCAAAAUGUUGAUCCGGUGGAAAAACAAGGACAAAGACAAGGACAAAUGCGAAAAGUCCUCGUCCUCGUCAGGACAGAAACAGGGAUCGUCGUCGACAGCGUCGAAGAAAAAAAGGAAAUUUGGCAGAGAUGGAGAAGAGGAGUGGAAUUCUGACGGGAAAUCCGGUAGAGGGAGCGACGGUACUCGAAGUGAUAAUGAAGGUGGAGAGGUGAGAGGUAGAAGCCGUGGUACCAGAAGGGACGAUCCACGCAGACAUACCCUCGGUGCUGGAUCCGAAGGGCAGUACCUGGCGAGUAUGGCCGGUCAGGGAGGGCCUCUGUCCAGAACUAUGGAUCUGGAGGGUCAUCAUCGGGGUUAUCUUCCUCCGUCGAAUGCGAUGCUGUUUGAUGAUGACCCAGGUAUCAUGUCAGAGGUCGAAACGAGCUCAACGGGCUUCAGAAGAGGUGGCAAACAGAGAAGCUCACUGCCGGUUGUUAGGACACCAAGCAAGACGUUGGAGAGGCCACUAGGUUUAGUAUUUUUGCAAUACCGUAACGAGACGAAAAGGGCCCUCCUACCCAACGAAAUCACCUCGAUCGAUACGGUGAAGGCGCUGUUCGUUAGGUCGUUUCCCAAACAGCUGACGAUGGAAUAUCUGGAUUCCCCCAACGUCAAAAUCUACAUCCACGACUCCUCCAAGGACAUGUUUUACGAACUGGAAGAUUUAAGAUCGCACUUAAGAGAGAUCAGAGAUCGGUCUGUGCUCAGACUGUUCGAAUCAGCUGAUGUCUCUGGAGGUCUACCUAUGGCAGGAAUCGGAAUAGCUGGAGGUGUCGGCCAUUUCGAAGAUCCUAGUUACUUUUCUGAACCGGAAUUCGACUCGGAAUAUCAGCACCAGCACAUCCAUAAAAGCAAGGUUGCUGGCAAAGCGGCCCCCUACUACAUGGGCUCCACGUCCAACUUACAACGCGGAGCCCCUUUUCUACGGACGUACUCCCCCGCAGUGUCCAAUCUUCCAGCGGACAGGAUGAAACCGCUCCCUACAGGUGCUCCCCCGAAACCGCAGCGCGCAUACAGUGGCGUAGGGAGCGGCCGCAACUCGGCUGACGGCCCCCCCAGACCCCCGGACCGGUUCGCCCCCUUCCAAAGGCCCGCCAACCCCCUUUACGUGCCAGACGGAUAUAUGUCAUCACCUGAACGAAGCUCAAGAUAUGAAGAUCCAUAUUAUAGUCAGUACGGUACGAGGUCUGGAUCAAUAACGCCAGUAAUAGAUGAAGAGAUAAGUGAUACGGAACUUUUAGACGACUCUUACUCUUUGUACGGUGUCAAAGUACCACCCGGAGCACCACCUAGGACACCAAGAACGGGAUUUCCGACGCCUGGAGCAGUACCUUAUGAUGCAACGAGGUUACGUGUUGAAAAUAUGGAACGUCAACUGGCCAACCUCACCGGAUUGGUCCAGAAAGCCUUAACACAGCCGGCAACGUUGCAAGUUCCUACCAGAGACGGAUACAGAGGAGAUGAGUUCGAUAAGAACUCCAGUUCGAGUUCAGCGUCUCUGCCAGAUGAUACGUACCUUCGAACUGACAGCAAAGCGCCCAAAUUGGGUAAAAGUGGCUGUCAUAAAUCCGUUUCGUUUGAGAAGUCAGUAUCGUUUAGCGAUGAACCACCCGAUAUGAAUUCACCUAAACAACAUAGUCCCCAACAUGCAGCGGAUACCAAACCCACCAAACCUGCAAUUAAAUCAUCCACGUUACCGAGAACGUCGUCCCAGGAACGAGAUAGACUUAAACCCGCGCCUCCACCAAAACCGGCUUCUUUGUCACCAGGUCAGUAUGACAGCCGGAUAUACAGGGACCUGCAGCUCACGCCCGAAAUGUACAACCAGCUGAGGGGGCUGCAGAAGAAGGCCAAAGAUCUGAGGGCGGAGGUGAGGAACCUGAGGAGGAUGUCGCAGGCGCAGGCGCAUUCGGUGAAGGAGACCAUAAGGGACACCUUCAUCAAGAUUCGGGCGAUGCUUCUGGCUGGGGGCGAACAAGUCUGGCAAGCUGGCAUGGAUCAAGAAAGAGUGCGACUUACCAGAGAAGAGGAUCUGUACAAGCAGGAAAUGCUGCGUUUAGAAAAAGAUUUAGGUGACUUAGAGUCAACCGUGGAAGAGCUUAGGGGCAACGUUAUCAACAGGAAAACGAGAGUAAACAUGUCGGACGUGGAAAAUAUGGCUCUAAUAUUAAGUAAAAGCUCAAAAACCGUAGCGGAUUUAAAACUAAGAUUUCCAGGCCUACAAGACAGUAUGAAAGCUUUGUUGACCACGGAAAUGGAUAAAAUGAUGAGAGAAGAGAAGUUUUUAAAGGAAGAACCCGAAAGAUUGGAGAGUGCUUUGAGAAGGUGUAAAAAAUUGACGGGUACACUUGUGACGCUCAAAAGACUGGCCAGUGUUCAAGAACAACGAUUACCCUGCUCAAACUCGAACAGCGACAGCAGGCUGUCCCCGGGGGCGGGGGACACGCCCCCCGUCACCCCCUCGUCCACCCACAGCAAGCCCCCUACCGCUCCACGCUUGGGGUCGCUCGUCCUCGGGGGAGAAUGCUCCAGUGCCUCCUCCGACAGUUCCCAGCGUCCGGAGAACGCGCUCGACGCUCUGCUAGACGAGCUGCAGACCUUCUCCAAGCCGCACCCCGGCACCCGCUCCUCCUCCGAAAGCUCCGAGCCUCCCGCCAUCCCCGCCAAGGGCGUCGCCCCUACCUCCAGGCCGCCACAGAUGGCCGAGAUCGGCCGCAAGGGCAGCAUGGACUCGGCCUCGUUCCUGCCCAGCAACAACCUCACCGUCAGCACCACCACAGGGAGUCUCCGGCGACUGCAUUCGUAUCCUAGCGGCUCGGACACGGAUAACAGUCCCCCAAUUCAACCGCUCCAACCGACCAAAACCGCCAGCAAACCCCCGAUACCUGAACGCAACACGGAACUCCUCCAGCACGUGGUUUCGGGGAAGAGGAUUCCUCCCCCUCCUCCUCCAAGGACCAGCUCGAAAUCUCCCCUAGCCUCUCCUACGUCUCCGAGUUUACCUCCUAGAUCCGUCGCGUCUGCGGGACUCCAACAUAUCCAGAACGUGCAGAAUAUGGAGAAGCCCAUGUCCCAGUUCGAGCAAGCCACUCAGAACCUAGGCCUACAAACGCUCAGGCGCAACGUGCCCAACCGAUCUAGUAUCAAGGACUCGAACAAAUCUCAAACCCUUCCUAGGAAUAUAGGCUCGAAUCUUCAAAUACCCAACAGCGACAGCGAUGUAAUAUCGGCAAGCAACUCGAGCAGUUGCGAGAGCGUCAACUCGCAAGACGGCACGAAGAAAACGAGGAAAGAAGAACUGGAACAGAGGCAUCAGGAACUGUUGAAGAAACAGAAAGCUCUCCAGGAACAGUACGCCAGACUGCAACAACUCCAGCGAGGUAACAACACCCUAACUGUCAUACCUCCAGCUCCCGAUCAACUACUAAAGAAAACAGGAAGCGAAUCAAACCUUCUACAGAAAAUGGGCUUACAACUGGCCACCUCUCAGAUCACCGGUUCCCUGACAAACAUACCCAACACCAACGCCUCGCUUGUUAAUAAAGUUACCCUAACCAACGCUACGUCCGACAUGGACAGGGAAAAUCCUAGUUUCGACGAUAAGAGCAACAACGCUACCGAAAACAAAGAUGUUUUGAACCAGGAAGGUCAGAAGAAAGUAUACGAAACUGACAUUCUGUGACCUAUCAUCGCUGAGAGGAUGCAAGUUGUAUAUUGAUCUUGGUAGUUCGAGUAGUUCAAUAGAGAUGUCGCAUUAUCGGUUUGCUUGGUUUAGUUUUUAAAGGCCGACUGAUUUUAUAUCAUUUACUGAAUAAAAAGACCACGAUAAUUAUAAGACGCCAUUUGUUUUUAAAUCUAGACCAUAUACUAUACAGACACGCCAUUUCGUCAUUAUAUCGUAAUGCUUUUCCUUAUGAUACGCUAUACAAAAUAAACAAAACGAAUACAAAAUAGUCACAAAAAACGCCGUCACAAAAAUAUAUCUUUCGUCUUCAGUGUAUAAAUAUUAAAAAAACUAUUUGACUCUCUUCUUAGGUUCAUUCAAUGAUAAUCGACGAGACUAAGUGCAUGUUAAAUAUUAUAAAAUAUACCACAAUCAAACUUGCAAAAUAGAGAAGUAAGGUACAAAUUAUAAAAAUGGAAAACAGCUUUGCAAAUCUCAAAGAAUUGUUAGAUAUCAAAAUUAACCGGUUAAAACAAAUAGUGAAUCCUAGCCCUAGAAAUUAUGAAAAAUUAUUUAUUGUUGCAGAAUUACUAAUGAAUAUACUUCAAAAAUCACAAAUCUCAACAAAGUCUUAGUUUAAAAACAUUAACAGUACUAUAUAAACUAUCUAUAUAUAACUAUACUAAGGCUGGCAUUUCUGGUCUUGGGUGCUGAUUUUCGUGUGUACGAAGAGUACGGCCAACACGCUUAGCAAAAUAAGAUGUACUGAAUAAAGACAGAAGGCAAGUAUUUCCCAUCAGCAUGGAAUCUAGGUUAUGUAAUAAAUACUUCGUAUUUUUGCUCUCUCCGACUUUCUAGAUUCCCAUAGCAAUUCACUCCUAUACAUGUAAACGCCGACCCAAGGUUUCGCUUGCCAGCACGGUAUGACAAUUGCACAAGAGCUCUGUCUGAUUAGUAUAUGGUAAAAGAGUUUAAAAAUAUUUUUUUUUAAAUAAAAAUAGCUAAUAUUAGGUGUAAAGAGAAAUAAUUCUGAAUGGUUAAUAUGUCAAAAACGCUUGAAUUUGUUAAUACGUCAAAUCUUAUUAAAUUUUCAAAUAUUAAUAGAUCAGGUUGUUUAGAACAGGAUGUCUAUAUCUUUUUUCCAUACUAAUAUCCAUAGAUAAUUUAAAAAUUUCUUAUUAUGUUUAGAAGGCAUUGAAGAUACUGUUCAUUAUCUUUUUUUCUGCCUGUAACGCAAGAAUAUUACCUACCAAAAUAUAAGCCAGUUAUUUCAGGACACCGUAUAUGCUACACACUGAAAAGUGAUGGAAAUAUUUUUGGUUUACUCCCAGAUUAGAUUUAAAAAAUAUUUAGUCUUUUAGUGCGAAUACUAAUAUUUCUUUCUGUGUGUAUAAUACAUCUAGCACUCAGUUGACUGAGAUGUAUUACAUAAUAUUUUUACUUUUUGUUUGUUAUAAUUAUUAAAAAAAUAAAUAAUUCUUAUGGGCAAUCUUUAUUGGACUACCAGGCAAAGCUCAUA